This is a messenger RNA of Nymphaea colorata (pocket water lily), 1876 nucleotides long. RefSeq lists its product as uncharacterized. The record is from RefSeq and is a predicted model, not a curated record. Bases 70 to 1467 code for a protein of 465 amino acids. The transcript is spliced from 5 exons. Lineage: Eukaryota; Viridiplantae; Streptophyta; Magnoliopsida; Nymphaeales; Nymphaeaceae.
GGAGUGAAUUUCCGUUUCGUCCCCUUGGGCAUGAAAAGGGGCGCAGAGCGUGGAGGGCGCGUGUAGCCGAUGACAUUUUGCUGCACUCGUUCAUUUCUGUGCCUCACCGUUCUCCACCGACCCGCGCUCCCGCUUCCCCGCUCCGGCCGAACCCUAGCCGCCCUCGCCAUGCCGACCUCCUUCGACGACCCCCCGGCGUCCUCCUCCCCUUUCUCCGCCAGCCCCAACGUCAACCGCCCUGACCUCCUCGACCCUUCCGCAGGCGGCGGCUCUGCAGACCACACCAACACUCUGAUCGGCGGGAGCGCACCGGGACCGGAGGGCGUCCUCGCCGAUCCGGCUAGCAACGGCAACGAUGCCGAGUUCGGGUUCUAUCGCCCGGACAUGUACAAGAGUCCGCUGGUCGGCACCGUGGACAUGUACGAGCGCCAUGUGUUCCUCUGCUACAAGACCGCUGAGAGCUGGCCGCCCCGCAUCGAGGCCUCUGAGUUCGAUCGCCUGCCUCGCAUCUUCGCCGCCGCCCUCAAGGCUCGCAGCGGCAGCAUGCCGCGCAAGACUCGACUGACUAUAUGUGAAGGGCGCGAUGGAACUGAAACUUCGAACGGCGAUGUCUUAAUUUUCCCUGAUAUGAUCCGAUAUAGGAGUUUGACUCAUUUUGAUGUGGAUUCUUUCGUUGAGGAUGUGCUGGUGAAAGAUACUGACUGGAUCUCUGGAACCCCUGAAGCAUUAACAGGCUCAUAUGUUUUUGUUUGUGCCCAUGGUAGCCGUGAUCGGAAAUGUGGUGUUUGUGGGCCGCCUCUUAUUAAGAAGUUCAAGGAUGAAAUUGAAGCACAUGGACUGAAGGGUCAAAUUUCUGUGAGCCCAUGUUCUCACAUUGGUGGGCAUAAGUAUGCUGGCAAUGUGAUCAUUUUUGGAGCAAGCGUUGGAGGAGUGGUCACUGGUCAUUGGUAUGGGUACGUCACUCUUGAUGAUGUUUCUGUACUCCUAAACCAACAUAUUGGCAAGGGAGAGAUUGUUGAUCGGAUUUGGAGGGGUCAGAUGGGCCUGUCUGAGGAAGAGCAGAAAAGAAGCCAAGAGCAGAGGCUUCGGCUAAAUGGAGAGGCAGUUUCUGUCGAUGGAACCACUUCAGAGAAAACUGCCAGGGAUAAUGAAAUUAUCACAGAGAGCACCGCUUCUGAUAAAGGUGUAAUGGGCUGCUGUGGUGGCUCAGGCGGUGGGUUUACUUGUUGCCAAGAUAUAGGGAGGUCUGAAGGCAAUGGUGGUGUUGACAUAAAGAAAAAAUCUGGCGGAGAGGAUGCAUCCCCUGCGCGCAACAAGUGUGCAUCUGCGAAGAGCAAGGGAUGGUCUUGUUCACUUCCAUCAUGGUUCGAGACAUGGGAGAAGGAGGACACAUUUGCAGCCUUGGCCAUAAUUGGAGCCGUUGCCUCGGUUGUUGUGGCCUACAGCUUCUAUAGGAGGUCACACUGAAAUCUUUUGGAUGUUUGCUGCUUGCACCACAGAGCACUUCUACUGCCUUGUUGGAGUUUGUCAUCUAUUAUAUAUUUUACUAGCGAUUCUAAAUGUUUUGGCACUUGGCCUUGACUUGUAGUUGUUUGGUGCUGUCCAUUUUCAAUAAUUGUUGCUCGCUGGAAAUUACCGCAAGAUCAAACACAUUCUGCUUUCAGCUUAAUACGAGAAUGCUCUUGAGUUGAAGAAAUGCCGCAGCUGAACAGUCUUUUACAACGGUUGUUUAGUAUUCUUGUUCCAAUCUUCUGUAUUUCAAUUAAUGUUUCCGUGGUGCACGUAACCUGGUGCUUACAUGCACCUGACCUUAGCUUUGCUUUUUGGACCCUAAUUCUAAAGCUGUUAGUAAAAUAGAAUCCGAGUUCUGGUUCUA